AUGGCCUCGGGUCCCGCGGAGGCGGACACGCGACAGAGGCUGCUGCGCACCGUCAAGAAGGAGGUGAAGCAGAUCAUGGAGGAGGCCGUCACACGCAAGUUUGUCCAUGAAGAUAGCAGCCACAUCAUCUCCUUCUGUGCGGCUGUGGAGGCCUGUGUCCUGCAUGGGUUGCGGCGGCGGGCGGCUGGCUUUCUGCGUAGCAACAAGAUUGCAGCUCUGUUCAUGAAAGUGGGCAAGAACUUCCCGCCGGCUGAGGAGCUGAGCCGCAAGGUGCAGGACCUGGAGCAGCUGAUCGAGAACGCGCGAAACCAGAUCCAGGGCCUCCAGGAGAAUGUGCGGAAGCUGCCGAAGCUACCCAACCUGUCUCCACUCGCCAUCAAGCACCUGUGGAUUCGCACUGCCUUGUUUGAGAAGGUGCUGGACAAAAUUGUGCAUUACCUGGUGGAAAACAGCAGUAAGUACUACGAGAAGGAAGCCCUCCUGAUGGACCCGGUGGAUGGCCCCAUCCUUGCGUCUUUGUUGGUGGGGCCCUGUGCCCUGGAGUACACCAAGAUGAAGACUGCGGACCACUUCUGGACUGACCCCUCGGCGGAUGAGCUGGUGCAGAGGCAUCGCAUUCACAGCUCACACCUGCGCCAGGACUCCCCCACGAAGCGUCCGGCCCUCUGUAUCCAGAAGAGGCAUUCGAGUGGCAGCAUGGACGACCGACCAUCCCUCUCUGCCCGUGACUACGUAGAGUCCCUGCAUCAGAACUCCCGGGCCACACUGCUCUAUGGCAAGAACAAUGUUCUGGUUCAGCCGAGGGAUGAUAUGGAGGCUGUGCCAGGGUACCUGUCCCUGCACCAGACAGCUGAUGUCAUGACCUUGAAAUGGACGCCUAACCAGCUGAUGAACGGGUCGAUGGGAGACCUGGACUAUGAGAAGAGCGUCUACUGGGACUAUGCCAUGACCAUCCGCCUAGAGGAGAUUGUGUACCUGCACUGCCACCAGCAAGUGGACAGCGGCGGGACAGUGGUGCUGGUCAGCCAGGACGGGAUCCAGAGGCCGCCCUUCCGCUUCCCCAAGGGAGGGCACCUCCUGCAGUUCCUCUCGUGCCUGGAAAAUGGGCUGCUCCCUCAUGGGCAGCUGGACCCUCCACUCUGGUCUCAGCGGGGAAAGGGCAAAGUAUUUCCCAAACUGCGCAAGCGAAGCCCUCAGGGUUCCGCCGAGUCCACGUCUUCAGACAAGGAAGAUGAUGAGGCCACAGAUUACGUGUUCAGGAUCAUCUACCCCGGCAUGCAGUCUGAAUUCGUCCCCCAGGACCUGAUGGAUGUCUCCGUGAGCAACCUACCGCCCCUAUGGCAACCCAGCCCCCGGAAGUCCUCCUGCUCAUCCUGUUCACAGAGUGGCUUGGCCGAUGGUGGCUCAUCCAAUGGGUGCAACCAUGAGAGGGCCCCGCUGAAGCUCCUCUGUGACAACAUGAAGUACCAGAUCCUUUCCAGAGCCUUCUAUGGAUGGCUUGCCUACUGCAGACACCUGUCCACCGUGAGGACCCACCUGUCAGCCCUGGUCAAUCACAUGAUCGUGUCUCCGGACUCGCCCUGUGAUGCCGGGCACGGGCUGACGGCCAGGAUCUGGGAGCAGUACCUUCAGGACAGCACAAGUUACGAGGAGCAGGAGUUGCUACGCCUCAUCUACUAUGGGGGCAUCCAGCCGGAGAUCCGCAAGGCCGUGUGGCCCUUCCUCCUGGGCCACUACCAGUUCGGGAUGACAGAAACAGAGAGGAAGGAGGUGGACGAGCAGAUUCACGCGUGCUACACACAGACAAUGGCCGAAUGGCUGGGCUGUGAGGCAAUCGUGCGGCAGAGGGAGCGGGAGUCCCACGCGGCUGCCUUGGCUAAAUGCUCGUCAGGGGCCAGCCUGGACAGCCACCUGCACCGGAUGAUGCACCGGGACUCCACCAUCAGCAAUGAGUCCUCCCAGAGCUGCAGUUCCGGCCGGCAGCAUGUCCGCCUGCAGAGUGACUCCAGCAACAGUACACAGGUGUUUGAGUCCGUGGACGAAGUAGAGCAGGUAGAGACAGAAGGCAGGUUGGAGGAGAAACAGCCCAAGAUCCCCAAUGGGAACCUGGUGAAUGGCACCUGCUCCCCGGACUCUGGCCAUCCCUCUUCCCACAACUUCUCCUCGGGCCUCUCGGAGCACUCAGAGCCCAGCCUGAGCACAGAAGAUAGUGUCAUGGACGCCCAGCGCAACGCCCCCCUGGCGCUCCGACCUGGGGACAGCAGCGCAGAUGACGGGCAGAGCAGCGAGGCCACCACCUCCCGGGAGGAGGCCCCCCGCGAGGAGCUGGCCGUGCAGGACAGCCUGGAGAGCGACCUCCUCGCCAAUGAGAGCAUGGACGAGUUCAUGUCCCUCACCGGCAGCAUGGACGUGGCCCUGCCCGAGAAGGAGGGGGCCGCCAUGGAGGGCUGGGGGGGCGGCGAGGUGGAGAAGCACAGCCAGGUGGACAGUGAGGACAACCUCUCAGAAGAGCCCGAGAUGGAAAGUCUCUUCCCCGCCCUGGCUUCUCUGGCCGUGGUCACUUCUGCCAACAACGAGGCGUCCCCCGUGUCUUCCAGCGGUGUCACUUACUCUCCAGAGCUCCUGGACCUGUACACGGUGAACCUGCACCGCAUCGAGAAGGAUGUGCAGAGGUGUGACCGCAACUAUUGGUACUUCACGCCCGCCAACCUGGAGAAGCUGCGCAACAUCAUGUGCAGCUACAUCUGGCAGCACAUUGAGAUUGGCUAUGUCCAGGGCAUGUGUGACCUCCUGGCUCCAUUGCUGGUCAUCCUGGAUGAUGAGGCCCUCGCCUUCAGCUGCUUCACAGAGCUCAUGAAGAGGAUGAACCAGAACUUCCCCCACGGAGGCGCCAUGGACACGCACUUUGCCAACAUGAGGUCGCUGAUCCAGAUUCUGGACUCAGAGCUCUUUGAGCUGAUGCAUCAGAACGGGGACUACACUCACUUCUACUUCUGCUACCGCUGGUUCCUACUGGAUUUCAAGCGAGAACUCGUCUACGAUGACGUCUUCUCUGUCUGGGAGACCAUCUGGGCAGCCAAACAUGUCUCGUCCGCCCACUACGUCCUCUUCAUCGCGCUGGCUCUGGUGGAGGUCUACCGUGACAUCAUCUUGGAGAACAAUAUGGACUUCACGGACAUCAUCAAAUUCUUUAACGAAAUGGCCGAGCGGCACAACACCAAACACAUCCUGAAGCUGGCCCGGGACCUCGUCUACAAGGUGCAGACUCUGAUCGAGAACAAGUGAGGGCCUGCUCUCCCUGGGCCGUGUCUGCCGAGCUGCCCGCCCGCUUUUCCUUCUGGCCGCCCCGGGCGCGAGGUCCCCGUGUCUGUUCAUGAGCAUGGACUUCUGUGCAAAGAAAAACUACCCCAACUUUGGCCACCCGGGCAGGUGGGGUCGAGGGGUUGCCCCUUCAGUUCAGCCUUACGUUUUUCCGUUUGACCAAAGAUUGUCC
Odobenus rosmarus divergens (Pacific walrus) is the source of this 3493-nucleotide messenger RNA. RefSeq names its product small G protein signaling modulator 1 (gene SGSM1). Gene Ontology annotation, molecular function: GTPase activator activity. Gene Ontology annotation, biological process: activation of GTPase activity. NCBI's taxonomy places the organism in Eukaryota, Metazoa, Chordata, Mammalia, Carnivora, Odobenidae. The transcript is spliced from 25 exons. Bases 1 to 3285 code for a protein of 1094 amino acids. The record is from RefSeq and is a predicted model, not a curated record.